AUGGGAGUGCCGGCGUUCUACAGGUGGCUCGCGGACCGCUACCCGCUUGCAAUUGCCGAUGUCGUGGAGGAGGAGCCGCAGGCGGACGCGAGUGGCAUCCCUAGACCUGUUGAUUUCUCCAGACCUAACCCUAAUGGCAUGGAGUUCGACAAUCUGUACUUGGACAUGAAUGGAAUCAUUCACCCUUGCUUCCAUCCCGAGGGCAGGCCAGCACCGGCUACUUACGAUGAUGUGUUCAGGACAAUAUUUGAUUACAUUGACCAUAUAGUUUCAUUGGUUCGCCCAAGGAAGAUUCUCUAUAUGGCGAUAGAUGGGGUUGCACCAAGAGCUAAAAUGAACCAGCAGCGAUCUCGUCGCUUUAGAGCUGCCAAAGAUGCUGCUGAAGCUGCAGCUGAAGAAGAAAGAUUGAGGACAGAAUUUGAGGCAGAGGGGAGACUCUUGCCUCCUAAAGAAAAGCCUGAAACAUCAGACUCCAAUGUCAUCACUCCUGGAACUCCGUUCAUGGCAGUACUAUCAAGUGCACUUCAGUACUAUAUACAAUCUAGGUUGAACCGUAACCCUGGGUGGCGGUAUAUAAAGGUUCUUCUUUCUGAUGCAAAUGUUCCUGGUGAAGGAGAGCACAAAAUCAUGUCAUAUAUUAGAUCACAACGCAACCUUCCUGGGUUUAACCCUAACACCCGUCAUUGUCUGUAUGGCUUGGACGCGGAUUUGAUCAUGCUUUCUUUAGCUACGCAUGAGAUUCAUUUUUCAAUUCUAAGAGAGAUGGUAACAUUUUCUGGACAGCAGGAUAAAUGUUUUCAAUGUGGUCAAGCGGGUCAUCUUGCUGCUGAAUGUCGCAGUAAGGCUGGAGGUGAUCCUCUGGACUGGAAUGUGGAAAAUGAUACUCCAAUCCACAAGAAAAAGUAUCAGUUCCUCAACAUCUGGGUCUUACGGGAAUAUUUAGAAUAUGAUUUGGAAAUUCCAAAUCCUCCAUUUGCCAUCAACUUUGAGCGCAUUAUGGACGAUUUUGUAUUCCUGUGUUUCUUUGUUGGCAAUGACUUCCUUCCACACAUGCCAACUUUGGAAAUUAGGGAGGGUGCUAUAACUUUGCUUAUGCAUGUUUACCGAAGGGAAUUCUCUGCAAUGGGUGGUUAUCUUACUGAUGCGGGUGAGGUUUUUCUGGAUCGAGUUCAGCAUUUUAUCCAGGCUGUUGCUGUUCAUGAAGAACAGAUUUUCCAGAAGAGGACUCGAAUACAGCAGGCUAUAGAGAAUAAUGAGGAAAUGAGGCACAGAGCAAGAAGGGAUCCUCAGGAACAACCUCCAACUCCAGCAUCUGCGACAGAUAAGGUUAAACUUGGCGAAGUUGGAUACAAAGAAAGAUAUUAUGCUGAAAAGUUUGAUGCAUCAACUCCGGAGGAGCUAGACAAAGUGCGAAAAGACGUAGUUCUGAAAUACGUUGAAGGGUUAUGUUGGGUAUGCCGGUACUACUACCAAGGUGUUUGCUCAUGGCAAUGGUUUUAUCCAUACCAUUAUGCGCCAUUUGCCUCAGACCUUACGGAUCUUACCGAGUUGGAGAUAACUUUCUUUUUAGGCGAGCCAUUUAGGCCCUUUGAUCAGCUCAUGGGAACCCUGCCAGCUGCAAGUUCUAAUGCUUUGCCCGAAGAAUACCGAAAACUGAUGACAGACCCCUCAUCACCAUUACAAGCGUUCUUCCCUUCUGAUUUUGACAUUGAUAUGAAUGGUAAACGCUUUGCGUGGCAGGGUGUUGCUAAAUUGCCAUUCAUCGACGAGAGGAAAUUAUUAUCACAAACAAAGAAGCUUGAGUGUACUUUAACGGAGGAGGAGCGUGUUCGCAAUAGUGUGAUGCUUGAUCUGCUUUAUGUCCAUCCUGUUCAUCCUUUAGCUCAGCAAAUUGUCUCCUACUACCAUCAUAACUAUCAGUUACCACCUUAUGCAAGGUUUCUUCAGGCAAUCGACCCAAAUGCUAGCGGUGGGAUGAAUGGAUAUAUUGGGUUGAGCGAAAGAAAUGUCCACAGAACCUUCGUUCCAUCCCCAGUUAAUGGAUUGCCACAUAUAGAGGAUAACCAAGUUUUAAAUAUCACAUAUCUUUCUCCUGUAAGCCAUAGACACAUCCCAGAACCUCCAGAUGGUGUAAAAUUUCCUGCAAAGAUCGUAAAGGGCUACGAUAUCAAACCAUUCCCCAUACUAUGGCACGAAGACAACAGUGGGCGGCGACAACAAGGCAGAGACAGGCAUCAAUUACCCGGGGCAAUUGCCGGUCCACAAUUGGGAGAAGCAGCUCAUCGUCUUAUUAAGAACACUCUUAGCAUAAGGUCAAACAAUGGAGGAUUGCUCGAUCAGCCUCUAUAUAAUAACAGUGCUGGUAACAAUCAUAUCUCCAACAGAAGCAAAAUGCCUGCUCCUCAUUAUGGAAGAGGCGGCUAUGGUGAUGAUCAAAGCUACCGUUAUGGACACAACAACUACUACCAACAGGGUGGGCCUCGAUAUCCAAACCCAAUGAAUGGCGUCCAAGGACCUCGGCACAACUUUAGACCACCAGAGAGGGUACCGCAGAACCACGAAAAACCCCGUGACCUGAGGAUGGGAAUGUACACUUUGACACUAGAUGAAGAGACCACCCGAGUCAGGCCACCUCCAGUGCUGUUACAGCGGAGGCCGAAUUCAGGAUUUCUGAAGAACUCAAACCACCAGUAUGAGCAGACCCCCGCGGGUCCCAUUCCUUCGCCACCUACCAAGUGGAUCAAUAGCAUACCGGAUGGAGUGGCGGGCACUUAUUUUAGACAAGAAACAGCGACAAGAAGUGUGAAUGAGAAGCAGCAGGUGAAACAGGUUUAUCUUAUCAAGAACCGGGCAGCUCCGGAAGCUUCAAAUGCCGUAGCUGAUCCAAGCCACCAGUAG
Linum trigynum is the source of this 2898-nucleotide messenger RNA. The record is from the annotation of a GenBank genome assembly. NCBI's taxonomy places the organism in Eukaryota, Viridiplantae, Streptophyta, Magnoliopsida, Malpighiales, Linaceae.